AACUUGCCACUGUCACUUCCAAAGCGAUUAGUUUAUUGUUGGCUGUGAAAGCAAGUGGAGGCCAGCAACAAAGGAAAAUAAACGAAAAAUAGAAGCAAAACAAGAAAUUGAGUUGAAUUGACUUUAGGAAGACCAAGAAAGUCAUUUCAAAGGAGCAAUUUUGUGUAUUUCGCUUCGCUGAGUAAAUACAACAAGAAUAUCCAUCGAGCAAGUGGCACAGAGGACGGCCUAGAAGAGGCACCACCGACAUGAAUUGCCAAUUGUCAUUUUACAAGGUGCUCUUGAGCAUAAUAAACACCGUGCUAUCGUUGCUUGGCAUUGUCCUGAUAGCGUUGUCCGUUUAUGAACUGAAUUCCUCCACACCUGGCACCUUCGAACACGUAGCGGUGGUGGUGCAGAUAUUUAUCGGAUCCUUUAUUAUACUCACCUCAUUUACGGGCUGUAUUGGUGCCUGUCGUCAUUCCUUGAGUCUUGUUUGGAGUUAUGCCAUGUGUAUUGGAUUCUUAGUGGCAUUCCAAGUCUACAUCAUUGUGGCUGCCCAUUCCACUGACUACGCUGCAAAUGCCCGUAAUGACUUCGACAAAUUGUGGUCUAAUUAUACAAUGAACAUGGACAGAAUUUCAGGCAUUGAAACUAGCUAUCAUUGCUGCGGACGAAAUAGUCCGAAAGACUAUGAGCCCACAGGUGGUCCAAUACCAAAAAAUUGCUACCUCAAAGAGGAGAGAUCAAGUGAGAAUCUCUUUAAGGAAGGCUGCUUGGAAGUUGUAGUGGAGAAUGCCUCGAAGAAUGGGCAUAUUGGCUUAACAAUCAAAUGGAUCAUCUUCCUCCUGGAAGUUCUUGGUAUUUUAGCGGCUGUUGUUAGUUUCUUUGAACUGCAGAAAUAUGACUUUGGAAGUCCGGACUUUACGGAAAAAGUCAUACACAUGGGAAUAGGAGCCAUAUUGGUAAUAUCGGCCUUCGUUGGAUGUUGUGCAGCCGUCAAUGGGUCAGUGAAGAUGUUGGUGUGCUUCACUGUUAUUUUAAUGGCAUUGAUAGCGACACACAUAUGGACUCUUUGGCGCUACAACGAGGACAGGGUACGCACCUCAACUACAAAUAUGGUCAACUUUCACUGGAUAGCAGAGACACAUGAGCAAGGCAACAUGGACAUCCUUCAAGAGACCUAUGAAUGUUGUGGCAAAAACGGUUACACGGACUACCACACCAACAGCAUGACUGUUCCAGAUAGCUGUUACUUUUUCCACAAUAACAAAAGGGAAUUCUACCCACAUGGCCAGGGAUGCCUGCCAGCCGCAUUGGACGCAUACCUUUACAUAUAUCGCAUUGAAAAAUGGUCUCAUGUGGGGCUAAUAUGUUUCGAAGUUCUGGGCAUCUCUUUGGCUUUUGUGCUGAUCUUUAAUUUGACAGCUGACACCCGACGUUAUAAUUAUUAG
Stomoxys calcitrans (stable fly) is the source of this 1433-nucleotide messenger RNA. Its product is annotated as CD63 antigen. NCBI's taxonomy places the organism in Eukaryota, Metazoa, Arthropoda, Insecta, Diptera, Muscidae. Gene Ontology annotation, cellular component: membrane. The coding region runs from base 249 to 1433 and encodes 394 amino acids. The transcript has 8 exons. The record is from RefSeq and is a predicted model, not a curated record.